Dendronephthya gigantea is the source of this 981-nucleotide messenger RNA. RefSeq lists its product as uncharacterized. The transcript is spliced from 8 exons. Bases 1 to 906 code for a protein of 301 amino acids. Lineage: Eukaryota; Metazoa; Cnidaria; Anthozoa; Malacalcyonacea; Nephtheidae. The record is from RefSeq and is a predicted model, not a curated record. Gene Ontology annotation, biological process: Rho protein signal transduction. Gene Ontology annotation, molecular function: nerve growth factor binding; death receptor activity; coreceptor activity. Gene Ontology annotation, cellular component: plasma membrane; cell surface.
AUGGACAGCGGAGAUAACGUGACAGAAGGUCCUGUAAAAAAGGAGCCAACAGGUGAACAAUGCGAAACUAAUUCAGUGUUGGAUCCUGUGAAUGAGAAUGAAGAAAAUAUUUAUCAAUCAGCCAUGAUAAAAAAGGCACAGGAGAGAGAGUUUGAAAUAUUUUCUAGGAAAUUACAAACAUCAGGUAAACCAUGUACAAGUUCUGCUUUGGAUUCUGUCUGUGAUGGCAAAGACAUCGAUUUAACCCCCGUAAAAAAGGCACUGCCAUUGGAAAGAGGAACAUUUAAUAGCGAGUCACUGACACCAGAUUCGGGGAAUGGUGAAGAGAUCGAUAACUCUCAAUUAACUGCCGUAAAAAAUGUACAGGAGAGAAAGUCUCAAACAUGUAAUAGCGAAACACAAACAUCAGGUAAACCAUGCUUAAGUUCUGUAAAUGAUGACGAGGGGAGCAAUAAUUACCAUCAUCAAUCAACCAUUGUAAAAAACGCACAGGAAAGAGAGCUUGAAACAUGCGGUAUUAAAACACCACAGACGUCAGACGGAAAACGUCCGAAUGUUGACGAAGAAGUGUGUCAAAAAAAGCAUAUUAAAAUUCGUGACAUCAAUGACGAUAUUUUUAAAACUGUUUGCAAACGACUUCAGUUUGAGAACGCACGUGGCCAUGAUUGGCGAGGCUUAGCUGGAAAACUUGGUUACACUGUUGACGAUGUUCAAAUGUUCAAGUUAGAAAAAGAUUCUGCCGAAAAAAUGCUACACGACUGGGAUCAUAAAGGUCGUCAUUAUUUAAAUGAUCUGGUAAAGAAACUCCUGGAUAUGGAAAGGCGUGAUGUAGCUGACUUGCUUGAGGAAGAAAUAAAGAGAAUUGGAGAAGGAUGCAAUUGCGUAAAUUGCGGAAGCAUAAGAUGAGUAACGUGGUUUUGGUCUUAUUCUCUUCUUCGUCAUUAUUAAAAAACAACAUACCUCAUCAUAACAGGCGCACAU